AUGGCCUCUGUCUCGGCCUCGUCCAAGGCUGCCGCGGCGAAGGCUAAGGCGGGCGCGCCGACGGUCAAGCUCGGCGGCGGGCCGCCGGUUGGGCAGGCCAAGGCAGACGUCGCGGCAGUCUUCGGUGGGGCGCGGGAGAAGGCAAAGGCGGGAACCAUCGCGACGGCAGUCGCGAAGGCGACGCCGCCGACUGUGCCAGUCGACAUCGCGGAGAACUCCCGCAAGAUUAAGGCUGGGACGGGCGUUGUCCACUCGCUCCAGGGGCUCGACGCCAACGCCUGGAAGGUCAUCACCCUCGAGAACGUCGACGUCGCGAGCGUCUUCGGCGCCUCGGUGGCCAAGUCGACCACCUACGCCACGGUGGGGGAGGGCGCUGCCGCGCCGAUGGGCCCGACGACGUCCGUCGCGAAGCCGCCGGUCCGGGCGGCGACCCAGGUGCUGAAGCUCAGCCUGGCGGACCGGAUCGGGAUCCACCAGACGGGCCUCUGCAGGAAGGACCCCGUCAGCGUCUUCCUCACGACGGCUGACACGAUGCCCACCGCGGACCUGGCCUACGUCCGCCCCGCGGGCGCGAGGGCUGGGAUCGCGGCGUGCCCGGCGGCGCUCGACGCGAUCGCCGCCAACGACGCCGCCUUCGACCGCGCGCUCGAGCAGUACAUCACUGCGACGGCAGGGCUGGGCGCGUCCGUCGCGUUCCCGGCGAGCGCUGUCGCGAUCUACAGCCGCGAGCUCACCGCGGCGCUCGCCGUGAACCGGGCGCUACGAGCGGGCGUGACCUACGGCGACGUCGUCCUGCCCGGCGCGCACGUCGUCGGCGUGAGCCAACCGAGGGUCGAGGCCUGCGCGCACCUCGACUCCGAGUCGCUCGCGUAUCGGUCGGCGACGACGGCCCCGACAGUGGUCCAGACAGCUGGAGACGCCCUCGCGAGGGCCGCGGACCUGGGCACCGUGGUGCCGGAGGCGUGGGGGCCCGUGAACUACUUCGCGAUCGAAGGCGCCACGAAGGUCACCGUGGUGAGCGGCGUGCAGUUCAACCACGACUGCAACCUGCUGUCGUGCGUCAGCGUGGUGUUCAACGGCCACGCCGUGGAGUGCCUCGCCGAGUGCACGGCGGCGACGGGCAUCGGCAUCAGCCCCCUCGUGCGCGGCAGGGGCGCGGCCCGGUUCGGGGGCGCCGCGGCCGGCGAGUCGGAGGUGAAGCUCUUGGCGGUCUGGGGGUCCGAGGAGGUGAGGACUGCUUGCGCGUCCAGCGCCGCGCAGGGGGGCGCCAUGGCCGCAGCCUGCAAGGACGCCGACAUCACCUUCCUUGCCGCGCUUGCGCAGGACUACAUGUCGAGGACGAAGACGAGGAUGGUCGAGAACGGGCUCCAGCUCGCGGACCAGCUGCGGAUCUCCUCGGCGCCGAACACGCUUCUCUCGAAGCGCAGCACGGCGAGCAACGGGAAGCGGCUCCUCGGCGCCGCGCGCACGGUCCUCGGGGCGAUCGACCCAUCGUCCAUGGCGGGCUCGGUGACCGUCAGCGGGCUCAUCGAGGCAGCCGCCGAGCUCGUCGACUCGCAGGGAGAGUGGGUCGGCGCGUCGGCGGUCGGCUUUUCGGCGGAGGCCGCCGCCAACGCCGUGGCAAUCGCCGGCUCGCCAGCCGACGCGUCGACCACGCUCGGGGCCCUGCGUCGGAACCAGGUCCAGCACCUGCAGACGCAGCAAAGCGCCGCGAGGGGGGGCCGCGCCAGGGCGGAGGCGAGGAAGCAGAAAAUCUACGCGGAGGGCAACGCGUACGUGUCCCAGGUCUACGUCGCGCAGCACUCGACGGCGCGUUGCGGCAUGGCCGUCGGCCUGGUCAAGACCUUCUCGACGGCGUCCGCGCAGUGCCCGUUCGAGAUGGUCCAGGUGUUCGGCGCCGGCCUCGAGCCCCUGCUCGGUCGGAGGCUCUCGGGCAUCCCCCUCGGUGACGGCUUCGCCGGCGAGGCGGCGCUACUGUCCCUGGCGGAGCAGCUGGGCUCCAAGAAGACUGGCUGCCUCUCGACGACGUGCCGGACGGCGCUCCACGCGCUCAGGACGGCGGCUGACAAGCACGGCGUGGGCGCGUCGUCGUACUCGGCGUUCGUCUGCCGCAAGCCGGCCGAGGCGGUCGCGGCCGGUUCGGCGGUCAAGGCGAACCGCGAGAACGCGAGAUCCGCCGCGACCCUGGUCGACUUCUGCGAGAAGCAGAAGCUUGAGCUCUCGGUCCUCACCUUGCCCGCGAUCGAUGCGCUCGCCGAGGGGGGGAUCGUCGACGAGGGCUCCGAGGAGCGCGUCAAGAGCACCCUCGACGCCGAGAUGUCCCCGUCGCUGAUCUCGACAGCGAUCCUCGGCGGCGUCGAAGCGAAAACGGACAGGAUGGUCGACAACCUGUCGCAGGCCGUCAUCGCGCACGCGAGGUCGAGGGUGGCUGACCCGAAGGACAGCGACGCGGUGGUGGCGGAGGCCCUCGCGAUCGCCGCCGUCGUCUCCUUGGCGCUCUCGCCGUCGCUGACGGCUGGCGUGGUGACCCCGGCGGCGGCGGCGACGCUCGCGCAGCUCUCGUCGACGAUCGCCUUCGAGGCUGCGGCCGUCGUCGACGCAAAGAGGGUGGCCGGCCUGACGAUGCGCCAGGUGAAGGCGGGAGUGCAGGUCGCGGGCCGGGCGCCCCCCGAGAGCGCCGAGGCAGCCGCCCGGCUGCCGUUGGCGGUGCGCGCCCUGGUCGCGAGCGCCGGCGCGAGAGAGUGGCGCGGCGGCGCGGCCAGGUGA
This is a messenger RNA of Prorocentrum cordatum, 2766 nucleotides long. The record is from the annotation of a GenBank genome assembly. Lineage: Eukaryota; Dinophyceae; Prorocentrales; Prorocentraceae.